This is a messenger RNA of Bipolaris maydis ATCC 48331, 780 nucleotides long. RefSeq lists its product as uncharacterized. Lineage: Eukaryota; Fungi; Ascomycota; Dothideomycetes; Pleosporales; Pleosporaceae. The record is from RefSeq and is a predicted model, not a curated record.
AUGGUUUGGAUAGGAUUUGGUCUUAACUCACGGGCCGCUGUACAGUCACUGACAAAAUACGAUGGUAUUUCAGUUUCGCCGAGAAAGUGUAAAGCAUGCCCCGAAAAACUAAUGAGUUAUAGAAGACUCUUUAGAACUAAUAAAAGGCAAGACGGGAAGGAUAGGGUGUGCCCUGAGGAUGAGCUUGCAUUGCUGCCAUAUAUGCCGCCACUUUUCGGCUGUGAACUUCCCCCGUGUGGUCUCAUGCCCCAACUCGCAUACCAAAACGUUGUUCGGCGCCUCCGCAAGUUGUGGCUUCUGCGCGCAAAAGAAAAUCCCACCGAGAUUUCCCUCAAGUACAUCUGCGAAAAGGUUUUGGACGAACUUCUAGAUGAAUCUGAGAAGUUGCCAUUCGGAAAAGCGAACAAGACCACAAGACGCACGCCCUGGCGACGUGAACAAGUCUUCAGGUUCGAGCCUUGCUGGGCGCACUACUUUGUUCUUGAGGCGAGGCGGAUGAGUGGAAGGAGCAGCAUGACAUCGAUGGAGGGUGAGACGCAGGAUGCACAUCCAGAAACGGAAUUCGUCAUACCGAUGACGCUAGGUAUUCAUGUCAAGAACCCUGCGAAUAAAGAGCAUGUAUGUCAGUUGUGGAAGGAGUGGCACAAAAAGAAGAGGCGCCCUGUACCGGCACUGAGCCCACAAGGAAGCACUGCCGCAGUGGAAGACGUAGCAGGUAGUAUGCAGGAUGACUCAAAGGCAAGUGGAGAGACAGAAAAUUACUCGGUUAUGUUGGUGUAG